Molecule: messenger RNA, 4610 nt
Organism: Urocitellus parryii (Arctic ground squirrel)
Lineage: Eukaryota; Metazoa; Chordata; Mammalia; Rodentia; Sciuridae
Source: RefSeq, a predicted model, not a curated record
CCUGGCUGGCCGGGCUGAGUUAAGUGAUGGAUGAAUCUCCCCGAAGUGCACCCUGCAGGCAGCAAUGCCAGGAUGCCCGUCUCCACCGCCCUUUGCCAAGAUGGCAGCCAGGAGCGGCCAGCAAGCCUGACGUCCACCACCUCUUCAUCUGGCUCCUCCCGUGACAGCCACAGUGCCAUGGAGGAGCCCCUUGGCUCUGAGGCCUCAGCCCAGAAUGGGGCAGGCUCCCCACGUGGUCGGCAUGCCCCCAACAGCAACAACAACUCCAGCAGCUGGCUGAACAUGAAGGGACCCCUCUCCCCAUUCAAUAGCCGGGCGGCAGCAGGGCCUGCGCACCACAAGCUCAGCUACCUGGGCCGAGUGGUGAGAGAGAUUGUGGAAACAGAGCGUAUGUAUGUGCAGGACCUGCGCAGCAUCGUGGAGGACUACCUCUUGAAGAUCAUCGACACGCCUGGGCUGCUGACACCAGAACAAGUCAGUGCCCUCUUUGGGAACAUAGAAAGCAUCUAUGCCCUGAACAGCCAGCUACUCAGAGACCUGGACAGCUGCAAUAGUGACCCUGUGGCUGUGGCCAGCUGCUUUGUGGAAAGGAGCCAAGAGUUUGAUAUCUACACCCAGUAUUGCAACAACUAUCCCAACUCCGUGGCUGCCCUGACGGAAUGUAUGCGGGACAAGCAGCAGGCCAAGUUCUUUCGGGACCGGCAGGAGCUGCUACAGCACUCGCUGCCCUUGGGCUCCUACCUCCUGAAGCCAGUCCAGCGCAUCCUCAAGUACCACCUGCUGCUCCAGGAAAUUGCCAAACAUUUUGAUGAAGAAGAGGAUGGCUUUGAGGUGGUGGAAGAUGCCAUUGACACCAUGACCUGUGUGGCCUGGUACAUCAAUGACAUGAAGAGGAGGCACGAGCAUGCCGUUCGCCUCCAGGAAAUUCAGUCACUGCUCAUCAACUGGAAGGGGCCAGACCUGACCAUCUACGGGGAGCUUGUCCUGGAGGGCACGUUCCGUGUGCACCGUGUGCGCAACGAGAGGACUUUCUUCCUCUUUGACAAAACACUGUUCAUCACCAAGAAACGGGGCGAUCAUUUUGUCUACAAAGGUCACAUCCCGUGCUCCUCCCUGAUGCUGAUCGAGAGCACCAAAGAUUCCCUGUGCUUCACUGUCACCCACUAUAAGCACAGCAAGCAACAGUACAGCAUCCAGGCCAAGACAGUGGAGGAGAAACGGAGCUGGACUCAUCACAUCAAGAGGCUCAUCCUGGAGAACCACCAUGCCACCAUUCCCCAGAAGGCCAAGGAAGCCAUCUUGGAAAUGGAUUCCUAUUAUCCCCAUCGGUACCGCUGUAGUCCAGAGCGGCUGAAGAAGGCUUGGUCCUCUCAGGAUGAGGUGUCCACCCAUGUGCGCCAGGGGCGCCGGCAAUCUGAGCCGACCAGACACCUGCUCAGGCAACUAAACGAGAAAGCCAGAGGAGCAGGAAUGAAGCAUGCAGGCAGUGCUGGUGCCCUCCUGGACUUUGGGCAGCCCCUCCAUACACGGGGCCUGCAGCCACAGGCUGAAGGGGCUGCCCAAGAGGAGCAGGAGGAAGAGGAGGAGGAGGAGGAGGAGGUGGUGGAGGAGGAGGAGGAGGAGGAGCAGGCCUUUCCGGUCUCUCUGGAGGACCUGGAAGGGCAUGAAGGCAGCGAGAAGGGGGCCAGGCCGGAGCCCCCAGGCUCGGAGGAGGAGGAGGAGGAGGAGGAGGAGGAGGAGAGUCUGGCAGUGGCAGAGCAGGGGAAGGGACACAGGGAAUCUGAAGGCCCCAAAAGCUGCAGAAGGCCCAGCAACCAUUCUCCAACCAGUGCUGAGAAGCAUCUGAGCUUCGAGUCUAUCUCUUCUCUGCCAGAGGUUGAGCCAGACCCUGAGCUUGGGCCUGAACAGGAGGUCUUUGCUGCUGUGGAAGGUCCCAGCACCGAGGACAUGCCUUCAGACACAGAGUCUCCAGAGGUCCUGGAAACACAGCUUGAUGCUCACCAGGGGCUGCUGGAGAUAGACCACCCAGGUGACAUGGUGGACUUAGUGGUGGCCGACAGCAACGAGGACCUUAAGGCCCUGAGCAGUGAAGAAGAGGAGGAGGAAAUGGGGACAGUCCAGGAGCCAGAGAGUCUCCUGCCACCCUCUGUGCUAGACCAGGCCAGUGUCAUUGCUGAGCGUUUUGUCAGCAGCUUCUCUCGGCGGAGCAGCCUGGCACUGGAGGAUGGCAAGUCCAGUGGCUUUGGGACACCUCGGCUGGUCAGCCGGAGCAGUAGCGUGCUCAGCUUAGAGGGCAGUGAGAAGGGCCUGGCCCGGUGGGGCAGCGCCACGGACUCCCUCAGCAACCAGCCCACUCCAGAAAUGGACAUCAGCACAGGGGUGGCCUCAGAGAGUGGCCCUUCUGUCAAUGGGACAGAACCCCCAAAUGCAGGCAGCCCUGUGGAGCCUGACAGGUCUUCCUGCAAGAAGAAGGAAUCGGCACUCUCUACCCGAGACAGGUUACUGCUGGACAAAAUCAAGAGCUACUAUGAAAAUGCAGAGCACCAUGAUGCGGGCUUCAGCGUCCGGCGCCGGGAGAGUCUCUCCUACAUCCCCAAAGGAUUAGUGAGAAACUCCGUCUCCAGGUUCAACAACCUUCCCAGGCCAGACCCAAAGCCUGCAGCUCCAGUAGAGUACAAGAGACAGGGGGGCUCCCGACCGGCCUCCUGGGCCCUGUUUGAUCUCCCAGGACCCAGCCAGGUGGCAACAGGGGACUCGGCUCCUAUCACGGAUGCUGAGUUCCGUCCAUCUUCUGAAAUUGUAAAAAUGUGGGAGAGAAUGGAGUCUGCUGAGGGGAGCCCCCGGACAGAGCAAGGCCAGGGCCAGGCCAAUGGCUUUGACCUGCAAGAGCCACUCUUCAUUUUGGAGGAGCAUGAGCUGGGGGCCAUCACAGAGGAGUCAGCUACCGCCUCACCAGAAAGCGCCUCCCCCACGGAACGGCCCAGCCCGGCCCACCUGGCUCGGGAGCUGAAAGAACUGGUGAAGGAGCUGAGCAGCGGUGCCCAGGGGGAGCUGGUCACCCCACUGCAUCCCCGCAUCAUGCAGCUCUCUCAUGUGAUGGACAGCCACAUGAGUGAGCGUGUCAAGAACAAGGUCUACCAGCUGGCCCGCCAGUACAGCCUCCGCAUCAAGAACAAGUCAAUGACGGCCAGGCCGCCACUGCAGUGGGAAAAGGCAGCUCCUGAGAGGGACGGGAAGAGCCCCACCGUUCCCUGCCCACAGGAGGAGCCUGGAGACCUAGCAGGUGUCAAAGGCAAGAGAAGGCCCUUGCUUUCCCUCUUCACGUACGAGCAGCUGGUGGCCCAAGAGCACAGCCCCCCCAAGCCCUCCUCUGCUAGAGAGACGUCCCCACGCCGUUUCUCCUUCAGCCCUUCUGCUGCCAGCCCAAGGACCACCUCACCUGGGUGCCGGCCCUGCACUCGGAGUCCCCUCAGCCCCUUUGACACUGAGACUUUCAACUGGCCCGAUGUCCGAGAACUCUGCUCCAAGUAUGCCUCCCACGAUGAGGCUGUCCAGGCCGAGGGAAGCCGCCGUCGCCCUCGUGGCCCACCCGUCAACCGGAGCCACUCUGCGCCUGAGAAUAUGGUGGAGCCCCCUCUCUCUGGCAGAGUGGGCCGCUGUUGCAGCCUGAACACCAAGAGGAGCCAGGGAGCUACCCAGUCCCCACCUCCUAGGAUGCCGCCUCAAAGCCGGCUGAAUGGAGGUGAAGCCCUGUAUGUCACCGCAGAUGUCACCCUGGAGAACAACCGGCGAGUGAUUGUCAUGGAGAAGGGACCCCUUCCCAGCCCCACUGCAGGGCUGGAUGAGGUGGGCAAUGGGCAGGGACCAAGCUCACCGGCAGCCGUGGUGGCACAAGGCCAACGUUUCCCAGACUCUGUAGAGUAUCAGCCGAAGGAAGAUGGUCCCAGGGAUCCAGCAGACCCAAGCAAGCAGAGCAGAGUGAGAAACCUGAGAGAGAAAUUCCAGGCCUUGAACUCUGUAGGUUGACUCUGACUGCUGGUCAGGGGCAGGAGCCAUGUCGGUGUGGCAUACCUCCCCCCGAAUCUGGGCUUACAUGGGCCCCUUGCCCAGGGCCCUCGUGAAGGCUGCCCUUGCUCUCCUAGAAGAGCGACCCAGCGUGGCCUUGCCUGCAGCCUGCUCUGUGUGCUGGUGGUCUCCUGGGGCUCCAGACGCCUUUCCUCAAGCCCAGAUGAGUCGCACUUCCCACUUCCCUUGUAAAUAUCUCUCUGGUUGGAAGCCAAAUAUUUAAGCUCACUUCUUCCCAGGGAGAGCAAGCACUGCUCAGGCCCUGGGCUGGCCAUUGCCAGGCCGAGGACCCUCGGGGGGAGACCUGGGCAGGCUUUGCUCUUUAACUGUGCCUUUUCUUAGGACUCAGGAAUGAGGCCAAUAAUUUAUUGCUUUCCAUCCUGUGGUAUGUGCGUGCGAGCGAGUAGGCAUCUUGUUUAUUCCCCUCCUGUGAAGAAUGUAACCGACUUAGUUCAGGUACUUUUGAGGGUUGUCUUGCUGUCCCUGUGGUUGUCGCUAAUGUACACACAUUUCACUCUGUGCCAAUGGUGCAAUAACCACUGCUG